UUUUGCCCUCAUUCGUCACGUUGAUAUCAUACCCACACCCGCAGAGUACCAUUUCUCCUCCUUCACUCCCAUUACAGUGUACCCUGCAUUUUUAUCGAUCGAAGAAGAAGAAGAAGAAGAUGGGGACCUUAGGCAGAGCCAUAUACUCCAUCGGUUUCUGGAUUCGGGAAACCGGCCAAGCUCUUGAUCGUCUCGGCUGCCGCCUCCAAGGCAAUUACUACUUUCAAGAACAAUUGUCUAGACAUCGAACUCUUAUGAACGUAUUUGAUAAAGCUCCUGUGGUUGAUAAGGAUGCAUUUGUUGCCCCCAGUGCUUCAAUCAUUGGUGAUGUUCAAGUUGGAAGAGGUGCAUCUAUUUGGUAUGGAUGUGUUUUGAGAGGUGAUGUAAACAGCAUUAGCAUUGGAUCUGGAACUAAUAUACAAGAUAACACCCUUGUGCAUGUGGCAAAGUCUAAUUUAAGUGGGAAGGUACUACCAACUAUUAUUGGGGAUAAUGUCACUGUAGGCCAUAGUGCUGUUCUUCAUGGCUGUACUGUUGAGGAUGAGGCUUUUGUUGGUAUGGGAACAACACUUCUUGAUGGCGUUGUUGUUGAGAAAAAUGCCAUGGUUGCUGCUGGAGCCCUUGUAAGACAGAACACAAAGAUACCUGCGGGAGAGGUAUGGGGAGGCAAUCCUGCAAGGUUUCUGAGAAAGCUAACUGAUGAAGAGAUAGCUUUUAUUAUGCAGUCUGCCACCAAUUAUUCGAAUCUUGCACAGGUUCAUGCCACUGAGAAUGCUAAGCCUUUUGAUGAGAUUGAGUUUGAGAAGGUUCUCCGCAAGAAGUUUGCUCGUAGGGAUGAAGAGUAUGACUCAAUGUUGGGUGUUGUUCGUGAAACUCCACCUGAACUUAUUCUUCCAGAUAAUGUCUUACCAGAUAAAGCACCCAAGGCAAUAUGAGCUACUUUUCAUGAGAAACCUAGGUUGAAGAGGGUGUAUGAUUUGUGUAUAUAUGCAUGCAAGGCAACAAUGUUGCUGCAAAUGAGUGGCUGCUUUGGACAUAACCAGAAGAACUGUCGAAGCUUUAAAUGCUUGUAUGAAAGGUAAUUAAAUUGUGGGAGGAGCUAUUCUCAGGGUGAAUAGAUUGGAAAGUAAAUAAUGGCAGGAGCUAUUCUCGGGGUGAAACCAUAGAAAUACCCCAGGCAGAUAAAAAGAAGGGAAAGAUUAAUGGGAACUUGAGAGGUUAGUUCUGGCAUUUGUUGUGGUGUGAUAUCAAGUUUUAGUUGGAAAUUUCUGUUGGGCUAGGUGGUCAGAUGCAAGCAACUUUAACUCAAGUGACCCUGCGAUACUUCUUUCCUUUCGGCCUGGGUCGUUCCUCCUUAUUCUUCACUAGUGUGUUUCCUUGAUUUGUGUGUGUUAUUUGCUUUACCUGUAAAUACAAUGCCUUGUAUUUUUAGUAAAUUCAUUAACUGUGUGGAUCAUUUAUGCCA
Molecule: messenger RNA, 1465 nt
Organism: Ricinus communis (castor bean)
Lineage: Eukaryota; Viridiplantae; Streptophyta; Magnoliopsida; Malpighiales; Euphorbiaceae
Product: gamma carbonic anhydrase 1, mitochondrial
Exons: 6
Coding region: 120-935 (271 amino acids)
Source: RefSeq, a predicted model, not a curated record